AUGCAGAACAAUGGUUUAUUGCCACCGAACGUCUCCUCAACCGUGAACGGUCACCAGGUUGAUCGCUCUCGCCAUGGCUUGGCCGUCAUUCCGUAUUUGAAGGGCAAAGCCCUCAGUGCCUACAAUAAUUUGCCCACUACGUCCCAGACGUUCACCGACAUCAAAGCAGCUGUUCUGGCUCGUUUUCGUCUUGACGCAGAAGAGUACCGUCAGAGGUUUCGCUCCACUGCUGUGUCCCCCUCCUGCGGCAACUACACGGAGGUAUGUCACCGUCUGUUCGAUUUGUUCGACAAGUGGAUGUCGCACUCCGUAUCGAGUGGCUCUCAGCCCACCCUGCAGACGGUCGCGGAUGAGAUGGUCAGGGAGCAAUUGGUCGCCGUUCUGCCCCCAGACACCCAGCGACAUGUCAGGGAGCAGCCUAAGCUAGACGCUCACCAGACAGCAAAGCUGGCCGACUCUUUCGUCCGAGCGCGUACGGGUACCCAGGCAGGAGAAAAAGAGUUUCUGGCUCUGUCACAGGUGUCGGCUGGCCAACACGUGGCGGGACGACGGUCAGGGGAUCGACCACCUCAGUUUGCCAGUCGCGGCGCAGGCACCAAGGAGUGUGGAUUUUGUGGCGGCACACCUCACGCGCGGAGCACCUGCCCUGCCAAGGACAAAGAGUGCCGUCAAUGCGGAAAACGUGGCCACUACGAGCGAGUGUGCCGGUCUCGCCGUAACCAGCAGUCCGUGUCUGCAACCGAGGUGUCCGACACUUACACAGAUGACGGAGCGCUUCUCAACACAGAAGCUCUGUUCGUGGGCGACGUCAAGUCCAGCCAACAGUCGUGGAGAGUUGGAGUGCUGCUACAGGGCACCUGCGUCGACUUCAAGAUUGAUACGGGUGCAGAUGUCUCCGUUAUCUCAGACGCCCUGUACCACCAGCUCCAGAAUCCUCCAGUGCUCAAGCCGUGCACCAAACGGCUGAUCAGCGCCGCCAACACACCGCUCCACACCGUUGGCCUGUUCACAGCGUCUGUGACAUACCCGGCAUCCGGUGCCAGCACCGUUAUCACUGUGUGCGUCGUACAAGGGCUCCGUCACGCAUUGCUUAGCUGCAGCGACUCACUUUCUCUGGGUCUUAUCAAGCCCCUCUUCUCUAAUGACGGCGUUCCUCCAGACGUAAAGCUGUCUUCCGACGUGCCAAAAGACAGGCCAAACUCCAUGCAGAGCGCGGCAGUUAUCCCUCCCGGCUCUGAACCUGUUCCAGUAGCACCCUCUGCAGCUGACCGGAUUCCAGAAGCCGUGCUCGCCGACUUUCCGUCCCUGUUUUCCGGCUUAGGCAGCCUCAAGGAGCCCUACUCGAUUCCUCUCACCGACGGUGUCAAACCGUUCUGCCUCUACACAGCCCGCAACGUGGCGCUGCCAAUCCGCCCACAGGUAGAAGCUGAGCUGCAGCGCAUGGAGAGCUUGGGCGUCAUCCGGCGUGUCCUCGAGCCAACAGACUGGUGCGCCGCAAUGGUCGCCGUACCGAAGGCUACAGGUGCGGUCCGCAUAUGCGGAGACCUGAAACCGCUCAACGAUGCCGUACGUCGUUCGCAUCACCAGCUCCCUACAGUCGACGAGACACUCGGUCAGAUCGGCGACUCCACAGUCUUCACCAAGCUCGACGCUAACAGUGGAUUCUGGCAAAUACCACUCGACGAGGCGUCCCAGCUUCUGACUACCUUCAUCACACCUCAGGGUCGAUUUUGUUAUACUAAGCUUCCAUUCGGCAUAUCGUCAGCACCGGAAAUAUUUCAGCAGCGGAUGUCCGCCAUCCUACAGGGUUUGGAGGGCGUCGUUUGUCAAAUGGACGACAUCCUGGUACACGGUCGCACUCAGGAGGAACACGAUCACCGCUUACGUGCCGUUCUCACGCGCCUCGUCCUAGCGGGUCUCACGCUGAACCCCGCUAAAUGCCAAUUCUCAGCCUCGGAUCUCACGUUUCUCGGGGUGCACCUCACUCCCGACGGCAUCAGACCUGAUGACGGCAAGACCGAAGCUAUCCGGGUCUUCAGAACUCCGCAGUCGGCCUCAGACGUGCGUCGUUUCCCGGGUCUCGCUAAUCAGCUGGGGAAAUUUUCACCGCAUCUUGCCUCUAUCAGCCAACCGCUCAGAGAGCUCCUGUCAAAAGGCAAAGCUUGGACCUGGGACCACGCCCAACAGACGGCUUUUGAGGCCACCAAGGAGGAGCUUUGCAAGCCCACCUGUCUGCAGCUGUACGACCCCAACUACAGUACCAAGCUAUCCGCAGACGCAUCGUCAUAUGGCCUCGGCGCUCUGCUCUACCAGCGGUCCUCGCCCGAGACAACGUGGCGGCCCGUAGCCUGUGCCUCCCGCUCUCUCACUCCAGCGGAGCGCAACUACGCUCAAAUCGAAAAGGAAGCACUGGCAAUCACCUGGGCCACGAGUCGCUUCGAGAUGUACCUGCUCGGUAUGCACACCUUCCUGAUAGAGACCGAUCACAAGCCCCUGGUACCUCUGCUGAGCACCAAGCGACUGCAUGAGCUGCCUGCCCGAGUGCUCCGUUUUCGCCUUCGUCUGGCUCGCUACAGCUACACCAUCACCCAUGUGCCUGGCUCUCAUCUGACCAGCGCUGAUGCGUUCUCCAGAGCUCCAGCCGACAGCGCAGCUUCAUGUGACGACCUCUCAUUGGAAGCCGACUGCAGCCUGUUCGCCGCUUUCGCCGUGUCUAGUGUCUCAGCGGUCACCGGCCCCACACGCGCUGUGCUGCAAGCACAGAAGGCCGACACAACAUGCCAGGACAUAACACGUCUCAUCCGUAAUGGCUGGCCCUCGAGCAUACAGGAUCUCCCUGCACCUCUCCGCAGCUACUGGCCGGUCCGAGCCGAUCUCGUAAUCAACGACGAGCUCAACAUGAUGCAAUCCAGAGUUCUCAUUCCCAGCUCCCUCGAGCAGGACACCCUCGACAAUCUUCACACAGGACAUCAGGGUGUGUCGCGUACGACGAAGCUGGCACAGACCACGGUCUGGUUUCCGGGCAUUUCCAAUAGGAUCAAGGCCCUGAUCGAGGCUUGCCCCACAUGCCGUGAGUUCCGUCGACCACACGUCGAGCCAAUGAUCUCAUCAACGACACCACCCCGACCAUGGCACACCGUCGGAAUCGAUCUUUUCCAGUAUGCCACUCACCAGUUCAUCGUGGUCGUAGACUACUACUCUCGGUAUCCCGAGGUCCUACGGCUGACAUCCACGACAUCCGCCCGCGUUAUCGAGCACCUCACCUCUGUCUUUGCUCGUCACGGAGUUCCCGCCAUUAUCCGUUCCGACAAUGGGCCACGGUUUUCUUCAGCGGAAUUCCACGCAUUCUCUCAGCGCUUGGGUUUCGAGCACCAAACCAGCAGCCCUCACUAUCCCCAAUCAAACGGUGAAAUCGAGCGAGCAGUCCGCACUGUCAAGUCUCUCCUGCAGAAAUGCUCAACAGCUGCUGACUUUCAGAUGGCCUUGCUGGCUUAUCGCAGUACCUCACUGGGCUUCACUAAACACAGUCCAGCGGAGCUCCUCAUGGGUCGGCGUCUCGCUACUGCCGUUCCCACCGCAGCCGAGCUCCUUCAACCGUCCACCGUGACCCCAGAGUCGUUUUCUGCUGCUGAUUCGUCGCAGAAGGAGAAGUCCGUUCGGCAGUACAACCUGCGUCACCGCUCAGUUAUUCAACCAGCCCUUCACCCAGGCGACGAGGUGAUCGAUAUCUCUACGCCUAGUCAUCGCGUCCGUGGAUCAGUCGUCUGCACUGCUUCCGAACCGCGGUCGUAUCACAUCCGGGUACCGUCCGGUAUUGUUCGCCGCACACGCCAACACUUGAUUGCUGUUUAG
Messenger RNA from Sycon ciliatum, 3852 nucleotides. RefSeq lists its product as uncharacterized. The transcript has a single exon. Gene Ontology annotation, biological process: DNA integration. NCBI's taxonomy places the organism in Eukaryota, Metazoa, Porifera, Calcarea, Leucosolenida, Sycettidae. The coding region runs from base 1 to 3852 and encodes 1283 amino acids. Gene Ontology annotation, molecular function: nucleic acid binding; zinc ion binding. The record is from RefSeq and is a predicted model, not a curated record.